Molecule: messenger RNA, 549 nt
Organism: Didymodactylos carnosus
Lineage: Eukaryota; Metazoa; Rotifera; Eurotatoria; Philodinida; Philodinidae
Source: the annotation of a GenBank genome assembly
AUGAACUCUAUUCAUCUAAUUCAAUUAAAAUCAGCGCACAAUAUUGAGAAACUUCAGCAAAAUCUGUACGAAGCUCGUACUUGGUCAACUGAAAGUAAUCAAGUACCUCAAAUAUACAAAUAUUUGUGGUCACGUGGUAGCAACUACGGACCAUGUUUUCAACAGAUAAAAUCAGCGUAUGGUACGAAAUCUGCUAUGAUAACAGAACUCAUUCAAGCUCAACAAGUACAACAAGAAAAUGAGCAAAUAGAUCUCGUACAACAAAAUGUUGAAGAAAAAGGUCUCAAUCAUCUGGAACAACAAAGUAAUGAUCAAAAAGACCUCAAUCACCUCGGACAACAAAACGAUGAGCAGAUAGAUCGUGAUCGCAUCAAACAAGAAAAUGAUCAUCAGGCAGAAGUUAAUAAAAUCGAACAACACAAUGAUUAUCAGAUACAACUGAUUCCCAUUCAACAUCAAGCAAACAGUGACCAAUCAGGUCUUAAUUACCUGAAACAACCACAUGAAUGUCAAUAUUUCCCACUGAAGCCAUUGUGCCCGUGUCAAUAG